UGCACCGCAUGAACGGAGGCUGAUGAUGAAUAUAAAACACAUCAGGUUCGUCAUAUAAUGGGGAUCGAGGACGCGAGCAUGAGGAACGGACGGGCUCUGUCCGAUCAGUGGGCCGACAGCGUGGUGGUCCGGCCCCGGACGACCGAACAGCACAUCACUGUUCACAAGAGGCUGGUGUUGGGCUUCGCCAUCUCCAUCCUCACCCUCAUCAUCGUCACGGCCAUCGCCAUCACGCUUAGCGUCAGCUUCGAGAGAUGCGCCGCGGAGAGCAGCGGAGCUCUGGCCGCGAACGGCUCCAGCAACAGUAAGUGGAAACAGUCCCGGGACGGGAACAUCAGUCACAGAGACACAGAGGACGGCCAGCAGCCCUGGAGACACCUUCGCUUACCGGCCACCCUGCGCCCGCGCCACUACGACCUCCGACUGUCCGUGAACAUGGAGAACUUCAGCUUCUCCGGCGAGGUGAACAUUGAGUUUGAAUGCGUCAACUCCACGAAGUUGAUCGUGCUGCACACGGACCGGCUGGAGGUGGAGAAAGUGUUGGUGUUUUCGGACAGUAAGAAAGCGGGCGUCAUGAGGAUCCAGCGCCGCUUCCACUAUCAGCCCAAGCAGGUGUUUGUGAUCGCGCUGCACAGAGAGAUGAAGCCCCUCAGAACAUACAAGAUCAACAUCACCUUUCACGCGCACAUCGAGCACGAGCUCUUGGGCUUCUUCCGAAGCUCUUACGUGCUGAAUGGAGAAAGAAGGUUUCUUGCGGUGACACAGUUCUCACCGACCCACGCUAGAAAGGCCUUCCCGUGUUUCGACGAGCCCAUCUAUAAAGCCACAUUCAGAGUGAGUCUGAAACACGAGAGCUCGUAUCAAUCUCUGUCCAACAUGCCAGUGGAGUCUUCCAUGUCUGAGGAGGACGGAUGGGUGACCAACCAUUUCUCCAGGACGCCCCGCAUGUCCACGUACUACCUGGCCUGGGCCGUGUGUAACUUCACCUACAGAGAAGCAGUUACAGACAACGGAGUCGUGAUUCGGCUGUACGCCAGGCCUGACGCCAUCCAGAGCGGAUCGGGAGACUACGCUCUGCACAUCACCAAGAGACUCCUGCAGUUUUACCAGGAUUACUUCAAAGUCAAAUAUUCCCUCCCGAAAUUAGAUCUCCUGGCGGUGCCGAAGCAUCCGUAUGCAGCCAUGGAGAACUGGGGCCUGAGUGUGUUUGUGGAGCAGAAGAUCUUGUUGGAUCCUGACGUCUCCUCCUUCUCCUAUCAGAUGGAGCUCACCAUGGUGGUGGUGCAUGAGAUCUGCCAUCAGUGGUUUGGCGAUCUAGUCACGCCGGUUUGGUGGGAGGACGUUUGGCUGAAGGAGGGAUUCGCUCAUUACUUCGAGUACAUCGGGACUGAUUUCCUCUUUCCAAAGUGGAACAUGGAGAAGCAGAGGUUUCUGACUGAUGUUCUUCAUGAGGUGAUGUUAUUGGACGGUUUGGCCAGUUCUCAUCCGAUCUCUCAGGAAGUGUUUGAAGCCACAGACAUCGACAGAGUGUUUGACUGGAUCGCAUAUAAGAAGGGAGCCGCUCUGAUCCGGAUGCUAGCGAACGUCAUGGGACAGACGCUAUUCCAGAGAGGCCUCAAUGAUUACUUGAUGACGCACAUGUAUGGGAACGCGGCGCGAGAUGACUUGUGGAACAAAUUCUCAGAGGCCUUGCAGCGGGAGGGAAAGGACAUCAACAUCACGCAGGUCAUGGACCGCUGGACCCUGCAGAUGGGCUACCCUGUCGUCACCAUCAGCAAGAACGACAGUCUUGACAAUAGUGUCACCAUCUCCCAAGAGCACUUUGUCUACGACACGGACGCCAAGAUCCAGAAUCCUGAGCUGUUCAACAAAAGCUUUCAGUGGCAGAUACCGCUGACGUUCGCAGUGGGAAACUCCAGUCACAUAUCAACAGAGACCAUCAUGUGGGUCGCCAAUAAAACAGAGAGGCACAGAGUGGGUCACAUGGGCGGCGAGACGUGGUUGCUGGGCAACAUCAAUCAAACGGGAUACUUCCGAGUGAACUACGACCUCCACAACUGGAGACUUCUCAUUCAACAGCUGAUGAGCAACCCAAAGAUCAUCUCGGUGGGCAACAGGGCCGGUCUGAUCGACGAUGUCUUCAACCUGGCGAGAGCGGGGUAUUUGCCCCAAAACGUCCCCUUGCAGAUGAUCUCAUAUUUGUCUCAGGAGAGCGAGUUUCUGCCCUGGCACGCUGCUAGUCGAGCUCUUUACCAGCUGGACAAACUCCUGGACCGCACUGAAGACCACAGCCUGUUCAGCGACUAUGUUCUAAGACAGGUGGAACCAAAGUAUCACAAGUUGGGCUGGCCAAGCACUUCCCCUGACGGCUCCUUCAUGCAGGCGGCUUAUCAGGCCGAAGAGUUGCAGAGAGAGGUGAUCAUGCUGGCCUGCAGUUUUGGAAGCAAACACUGUCACCGCCAAGCUGUGACUCUCAUUUCAGACUGGAUUUCCAGCAACAAGAACAGGAUUCCACCUAAUGUGCGGGACAUUGUGUACUGCACAGGCGUGUCUCUGAUGGAUGAGGACGUGUGGGAGUUUAUCUGGAUGAAGUUUCACUCCUCUACAGCCAUCUCUGAGAAGAAGGUUCUUCUGGAGGCCUUGACCUGCAGUGGCAACGUCUUCCUACUCAACAGGCUCCUGAAUCUGUCCCUCACCUCUGACCUGGUGCCGGAUCAGGACGUGAUCGAUGUCAUCAUACAUGUUGGCCGCAAUCCGCUAGGAAGACAUUUAGCAUGGAGAUAUUUCCGUGAGAAGUGGGACAUAUUGAAUUCCAGGUAUGGAGAAGCUUUAUUUAUGAACUCAAAAUUAAUCAGCGGCGUGACGGAGUUUCUCAACACUGAGGCCGAGUUGAAUGAGCUGAAAGAGUUCAUCCUGACCAGCGGGGGAGAGUCGGCACCUGCGUUCGCUCGAGCCGUUGAGAUCGUUCAAGCUAAUGUAAAAUGGCACAUCCUGUUCCAGCAGCAGUUUUACCGAUGGCUGCGAAAAGCUCCUGACGGUUAACACAACAUUAAGCAUGGAGCGAUCUAUUAGCAUGAAACGUCUACCAGACAUGUCGUGGCCAGUGACGUGGGGACACCUACGUGAUAUUAAAAAUAACUUUUAUGGACUCUGAAAAGCAGCAAAUUUGAACUUUUCUUUUUUCUUUUGAAACGACAAGGCAAUGACUGACCAAUACAAGUUCCCAGAGAACAACAGUGCCAAAACACACUUACUACACCAAUAGAAGAGACCGUAAAAAGGGGGAGGAGAUGGACAACUAGUAGAAAAUAAAUGGAAGAAAUUGCAACACUGAAUAUGGUAACAGAAGGACUGGAAGUUCCACUUUUAUUUUGAAAAGAGCCAUCUGGGCUUCUUUUUACUCUAGAAGGAGCAUGUGCUUUGAAUGGAUCAGGCUGGGGAAAAAAGUUUUUAAAGUGAUGUGAGUUAAAGAGGCAAAUGUGUGAUCCUGCUUUCGUCCAGUUUUAUUCAUAAUGUGAAAUACGAGUUAUUCGUGAAACAAUCUUGGCAGUUUGAAAAUUUCAGUCUUUCCCCUUUCAGGCAGUUUCAGGAGCUGCGCCUUUAUAACCUACAAAAGAAAGAAAAUGGCCUUAAAUGGCCUUUGUCUACACUCACUACAUUCUCCCUAAAGACUGCUGCUGUUCUCAGAUGGAACAAAGACUCUUUUUAAAGUUGAAAUUUCAGCAAAAAGCUGCUCCUUGCUUUUCUUGCACAAUCACACCAUUUUAUUGACUUAUAUUUUUUACAAUAUCAAAUGAGGCCAUAUCUACCUUCAUCAAACAGUCAAAUAAAGACAACUGCAGCUUGCUCGCGGAUCCAUCAUUUAUCAUGGACAAACACGGGCUUGUCUGAUUAAGGGUCAGUGCUAAGGAAUUCUUAAAGGUGCCUAUAUUUGGUUUCUGUGGUCAGAAGUGGAUUGAAGAUGAGUUUAUACAGUGAAGAUUCAAAAAUAUUGACACAUGAUGAUUAUAUAACUUGAAGAAUAUGCAUACAUGUAUGUAUGUUCAUCUGUAUAUAUUUAUACAAAGUUAAAUUACAUAUGGGUCAAAGAUG
Messenger RNA from Rhinichthys klamathensis goyatoka, 4092 nucleotides. Its product is annotated as thyrotropin-releasing hormone-degrading ectoenzyme-like. The record is from RefSeq and is a predicted model, not a curated record. NCBI's taxonomy places the organism in Eukaryota, Metazoa, Chordata, Actinopteri, Cypriniformes, Leuciscidae. Gene Ontology annotation, molecular function: metalloaminopeptidase activity; zinc ion binding; peptide binding. The transcript is spliced from 19 exons. Gene Ontology annotation, cellular component: cytoplasm. The coding region runs from base 58 to 3042 and encodes 994 amino acids. Gene Ontology annotation, biological process: proteolysis; peptide catabolic process.